Molecule: messenger RNA, 5483 nt
Organism: Nerophis ophidion (straightnose pipefish)
Lineage: Eukaryota; Metazoa; Chordata; Actinopteri; Syngnathiformes; Syngnathidae
Gene: atp1b2b
Product: ATPase Na+/K+ transporting subunit beta 2b
Exons: 8
Coding region: 275-1159 (294 amino acids)
Biological process (GO): intracellular sodium ion homeostasis; intracellular potassium ion homeostasis; sodium ion export across plasma membrane
Cellular component (GO): sodium:potassium-exchanging ATPase complex
Molecular function (GO): ATPase activator activity
Source: RefSeq, a predicted model, not a curated record
CGCUUUACCGCAGUAUCACUACAUUUCUGCAGCACUCAUCAAAACUCUGCGGCAUGAAGACAAGAGCCGAGGGGAGGGCACUCACUCGGACCGGGCUACCUCUUACUUUUAGUCUGCCUUUCUCCAUCCUUACAUAGGCUUCUCUUUUAUGUUCCAUCACUGCUAGAUAAAAAAGGACUCCCUUCUCCCUCUCUCUUUCUCAUCUGCCUUAGGUUACAUUUAUUGCAGGGUUUUUUGUUUUUUUUUCUCAGGGAGGCUUAUCUUGUAUGACAAAAUGGCAAAGGAUGGAGAAAAAAGCGAGUGGAAGGAGUUUAUAUGGAACCCCAGGACGAGGGAGUUUCUGGGCAGGACGGCCAGCAGCUGGGGUCUCAUUCUUCUCUUCUAUUUAAUUUUCUACAUCUUCCUGGCCGGCCUGUUUGCUCUCACCAUGUACGUCAUGCUGCAGACGCUGGAUGACCACAAGCCCACCUGGCAGGACCGUCUCUCCACACCAGGCAUGGUGAUUAGACCCAAGGCCGACGAGACCUUUGAGAUUGUGUAUGACAUCCACAAAACUGAGAGCUGGGACAUGUACGCUCAGGCCCUGGACAAGUUCCUGGAACCCUACAACAGCACCGUCCAGGCCCAGAAAAACGAUGAAUGCAAACCGGACCAAUACUUCAUGCAGGAGGACAGCGGUGACGUGAAAAACAACCCCAAGCGCUCCUGUCAAUUCCAACGUGCCCUUCUGGAGGACUGCUCGGGAAUGAAUGACCGUUACUAUGGAUACCAGGAGGGCAAACCAUGCAUCAUUAUCAAGAUGAAUCGGGUUAUUGGUAUGCUACCAGGAAAGGAUGGCCAGGCUCCUUAUGUCACCUGUGGUGCAAAGAGGUAUAAGGUUGGCAAAAAUGAAUGGAGAGAAGACACUGACAAAAUUGGAGAGUUGAUGUACUUUCCUUCCAAUGGCACGUUCAACCUGAUGUACUACCCUUAUUAUGGAAAGAAAGCUCAGGUGAACUACUCGCAGCCUUUGGUUGCCGUGAAGUUCCUUAACCUCACCGCCAACGCCGACGUCAACAUUGAGUGCAGGAUCAAUGCCAACAACAUUCCCACCGGGAGCGAAAGAGACAAGUUUGCCGGACGGGUGUCUUUCAAGCUGAGGAUCAACACCAUUAACUAGGUUUUAAAGCCUUUUUUUCCUCCCCCUCCUCCUCUGAAAACCUAACGCUCUGCAACAUGGACACAUGCACAGAAACACAUUGCGGCAUUCCCACCCUUUGUGGAUUUUGUUUACAACCAAUCCCUCCCCAAAACCAAUCAAUUGAUGGGUGCAGACAUUGUGUGUGAUGAGAUCAGGCAAGAAUAAAGGGUGAUAAUCCUGUAAUUAUUUCUGUCUGUGAGCUUGGGGACAAUUUUUUUUUUGUAAAUUAAUUUGAGGUGACGUCUAUUUAUACUGCAUGACAAACAACUAGGGGAUGUGAAGGAUAUAAACGUGUGUUUAGGACCAGUAACGUUAACUCUAUUGCUGCUGCUGUCCUGCUGCCUCAAUAUAGAGCCUUUCUCCAAAUGUGAUUACACACCAAUACAAAAUGUGUAUAUCUGCAGUUGUUAUUCCUACAAUAUAAUAUAACCAUAGUAGGGAUGGGCAUUUAAAAUAUUCCAUUACCCUCCACAACUGAAUUAAUCUGUCCUUUUAUUUACUUGAGAUGGUAGAAUAUACUAAGAAAAGUGUCUGCAUGGAUGUAUGAGGUCUGUCUAUAACGUCCCUUUUCUUCACCAUGCUUCUUGAGACUGACUCAACAGUGCCUCUGCUGGUUGCAGCCGAGUACGGCACUCUAUUAUUAACAACAUUUUGCAGAAUUCCUUCAAAUCACUUAAUAUGCUCAUCUCCUAAUCCAUGUAACUAUUUACACACAAAAAAAUUAAUCCAACAGUAUAUAUCUUAAAGGAUGGAUGCCGAGAUGAAGCCCUUUUGCAUGUGUGUGUUGUCCUUAGCGUGUUGCGAAGGCGGGAGACCCCGCCCCAAAUGUCCCAUCUCUCAGAAAAAAAAAACAGUUCUGUGAAAGCGCUGACCACCAGGAGGGACCGCCAUGUAGGCUACAAAAAAAUUAUAUACUUGUUUUAUAAACACAAAGAUAGUUUGUGGCUUGGAUGUUAGCGUGUUUGAUCCAUUUAUUGACACAUUUCAUAUCGUAGGUCGGGAAGUUGCAUACAUUGUGCAAUACUUAUUCAAACUAAACAUUAUGAAUGCUUAAUCCUAUUGUGGGACGUCUGCAGGCUAAUCCCUGCAUAUAAUCUACAUGCUAUAUGGUCUUCCAUGCAUUAUUUCACCUCCACCUAUUGAAAGUCGUGCAUUUUUUAUUGCGAGAGAGGUCUUGUUUUUGUCCCAAUAGAGUUGACAAAGAGCUCAAACAAUCAAUGAAAUCAUUACAGGAGGCAUUUUUGUUAAUAGUGACAUAUUUAGUUGUGUUUGUUUGUAUUGCAUUGACUUAUCUGACUUCAGAAAUGGAUGGCAAUUAAUAUUUUGUAUUGAUUUGCACUCGCUGUGCUUUGUGUGUGUGAACAUGGCUUGAAUUCAUUAACAGAAGGUUACUAUAGAGGCGACUAAUUUGUGUUGCCGGAUGGGAAAUGACAAAUGAUCGUACAUACCCAAUUUCACCAUGUACAACAAGGGGGGUCAUUUUUGGCGUGCAGUUGAUUUUCUGUACUCCCUUGUCAUUUUCUGAAAAUGUUUAUAAUGUAUCAUUAAUGAAGUAUAUAGAAAAAGGAUGGAUGGACGGAUGGAUGGAUAACAUAUAACAGGGGUCUGCAACCCGCAGCUCUAGGAGCUGCAUGCGGCUCUUUCAUGACUCCGCCGUGGCUCCCUUUGGCUUUAAAACAAAAUUCAUUCAGCAGUCAUUUCAAUUUAUUUAAUUUGAUUUACUUAUUUUAUUUUGAUGCAAGCGCUGUUAUUUUGGAGAAUUCGGUCAUCUUGAAAUGUAAAAAUAAAACAUAUUUUAAUCAUUUGUCAAUCAAAAUGUACAUCACACCCCCCUGUAUGUCAUACUUAGGUGGCAAGCAAUUGAAUAGUUUUUAGUAGUCAGCCCCUGGUAAGCUAACAAUAGACAGAUCAAAAGACAAAACAAUUUCUGAUGAAAAUACAACAUUUAACACUUCAUCGAUAGAAUAAUUUAGUUCGAUGUUGACAAGGCUGGUUCACCUGUGUGCUUAAUUUGUGAAAUGAAAAUAGCAAACAACAACAAAAACCACAGAAAGCGCAGAAAGCUGAUCAGAGCAAAAAUACUUGAUUUGAUUAAAAAAAAAUGCAAUAGCAUAGCUGUAAUAAAACUAUAAGUGGUGUUAUUGUCGUUUUAGGGAUCUAACAAAGUUUGUAUCUCAAGGUGGGUUUGUAUUUGGUAGGAAAUUACCUCAAAUGGUUAUUUGUAUGCUGAAGGUUGCCGACCCUUGAUAUACAAUAUUGACAACUAGAGGUGAGAAUCUUUAGAGACCUCAGAAUUCGAUCAGGUGACGAUUUGAUUCAGAAUCGAAACUAGAGUCAACACGAUUGUUGAUUCAAACUGAUCGUCCCAAUGUAUUAUUUGGUAUAAUAAUUAGAAUACAACCUUUUCAAAACAGCCUACAAAACCUCUUUUAGGUUGCCGAGGUAUACGCGCAGCGUGUAAGCAUGGAGCUGGCCUAAAAAUGGGAUUCUUAAAAAAAAUUUUAAUCGAUUUCUGAAAAUGAUGGAUCAAUUUAGAAAUGAAAUAAAUAACAAUUGUCAUACGAAUGGGAAUCAAUUUUUUGAGCACCCCUAAUAAAACUUUAACCAAAAGCUAAGAUUACCAGAUAGAGAUGUACAGUACAUUGAAUUGGUUUUAGCCUUUUUAAUGCACAAAAUAUAUCAAAGUUACAUUCUUUCAUUUUUCAGUAUGGGGGCCUCGGCGGACAACUCCUGUCUUGUAAUUUUACAUUUAAAUAAACUAUAAGCAUUGUUGGGAAAGAAAAACUUUCAAAACAGCGCCCCCACCUUGCUGUAAAGAGGCAAGCGACACGAUGCACAACAUCAGAUGCAGGAUGCAGGGAACAACCUGUUUGUGUUUGUUGUGUGUCGAAAGGGUCACAUAAUAGAAAGAAUUAUUAUGGUACAGUGGCGAUCGAUACUUUUCGUUCGAGCCUAUUUUACAUCUUGUAUCAGCAAGCUGUUACUACGUAGACUCAAAUGAUUCAAACCAGUCUAGAAAUACCUUGUUAUAAAACGUAUUUUACCCACAAUUUUAUUUUUGUGGCACAUUUUCCUCCAUUUAUGUUAAAGACAGUCAGACAACGCGACCGCUAACAAAGGACGUGCUUUGACUGAUUGGUUAAAUAGUAAUUCAAACUCUGACAUUUCAGAGCAGCUUUUUUCCCAUUCUAUUCACAUGCACGGCCCUCUGCUUGCGUUGCUGCAACACUUGCUUAAUUUCACUCUAAUCUCUUAAUCUGGUGGGCUAAUCCACUAGCCCUGCACGCUGAACUUCUUUGGCCCCACUUUGCCGCUCGUCCUCCUUGGCCUUCUCCGAAUUGUCCUACAUUUGUUCCUCCAAAGAAGGAUCAUUAAUUCGUUUCCAUGUUUUGUCACCGCGUUCAAUCCCAAAUAUUAAAUUCAAAUUCAUCUACAAAUUCUUGCUUCAGCCUUUCUGCAUGAGAAGUCUUAAGCCAAAGAUAAAAAUGUUCACCAACACACCAUAUGAGAGCAGAGAGAUGCAUAAACAAUGCAGGCUGCAUUAAAGCAGUGUUAUAAAAAGACUUACCCUUAUAUAACAGUAACAAAAGGUGCAUGCUUCUCAAAAACAUAACAGUGCCUCCUGGUGGACAGAAAAUGUUAUUGCCAGUGCCCAGGAAUAUUUUUUACCUCUUAAAGAGUUUCUGAAUUUAUCAAUACUCCCUGAUCAUUAAGAGAUGUCCUUGGAAAGCAAUAUAUUUCCAUCUUGUGUGGCUGUGUGACGUAUUUAUGGAAUAGGGUUGUGCAGAGACGUUUUUUUUUAAGGAUGAAAAGAAGUCAAGUAUUGUUUUCGACUGAUUAUUUUUCAUUGCAAUUUUCUGGUAAAGGUUAAAGAAUGUAUCAGCUGGGAUUGUAUCACGUCAGAUGAUUUAAAUUCCACGUUUUGUUUUUUUUAUCAUUAUUUUAAGAAAAGUAACCUGCUCGGUUGUCGUUUUAAUUUGGUGAAAUUGUCACUUUUUCUCCUUAAAAAUGCUUUCAGGUUGUAAAUUCUUACCCAAAAAACGCCACAGUGUGUUCUGACAGAAAAAUUAUGAGAAUAUGUCUAAAACAAAAAGAAAAGAAACCAAACAACCUACCCUACACUUUCCUUAUAUUACAUCCUAACCAUGAAUGUGGUGAAAAGAUAGGAAUCAGAUCAGUUUGUUGCCCAAAUGGAUGAUGAAUCUACACUGGAUCUUUAUUUUACGCUCUUACUGUAUGUAUAUUUUUGCUCAUGUUGACUGCAAAACAAGAUAGAGAAAUAAAUAAAUGUCAUUUAAAGGAA